AUGUCAGACGCAACAGCUGUUUAUUUAAACCUGGGUGACAUGAUUGACUUGGCAAUCGGCACCCCUGAGAUUGGAGUGGUGGACUUCUGCAUGCUCCAAACAGUUCUGCAUUGCCUUGCACAGCAGUUACGUGUGCUUGGAAAGAAUGUCGAGUUGCGUGGUAGCGUCGCAGCCCUUCCUCUCGGGAGGGAAAAUUCACAAACUAUUGCUGUCAGCGAGUUUCUUGUUGACACAGAUAAGGAUACACAAGAAAAAACUGUUAAGGAGGAAGUGCUUCCUCCAUCGGAACCAGAAACUAUUUUAGUCGUGGAACGUGUAAAAAAAGUGGACUCACCUUCUCGGAGCCCACCUCGCACUCAUUCGCCUCCACCAAGCGCACCCUCUCCGGGUCCUCAAAGGAUGCUAUCAACAGAAAAGCUAUCCCUCGUAACCAUGAGUAAAUUCAACCUGUUAGAAACCACGGUUGAGGACCUGAAGAGUCGUGUAUACGGGAGCAUGCCUAAGAAUGAGGAAAUUUUGGAAGAAGUUCGGUCACAAACGAAUCUCAAAGCCAUAACUGAUAUGUGGACAUCGCUCAAUGUGUCUUCCCGAUUGGAAGCAGCUGAGGCGGGGAUAGCGAAACUUAGUUCGUUGGUUCAGGACAUUAUAUCUGAUACAGCUGGACUCCAAGAUGCUAUUAACGCCCGUAAAGUGUCUAGAGAACCUCAAAUACAAACCAUUGUUGCGCCUCCUCCGCCAAUUGAUAACGUUGCAUCGAAAGACGAUCUUGCGACGCUUCAACAACGGUUAGCAAAGAUGAAAACAGAUCUCGACAAUUUGGCGAAUUCCUUCAAUACUGCUAUGGCUGACUUACAAGCGGGAUUAGCUAUGCAACCACCGCCUGCACCCCCGCCUGCACCCUUGCCUGCACCCUCGCCAGAACCUCCUCCUCCAGUCCGACGAGUAACAGACCCGCCUCGUCAAUCAUUCUCACAACUCACAGCUGGACUGAUGGAAAGACUGAACGAUUUGGAAAAGCGACUGCAAGAGUGUUGUGAUACUCUCGGGAAGAAAGAUGGUGUCCUUCAAGAUCAGAUAAACUCGUUCCAAGAUCAAAUCGAAUAUUUAUCAAAGCAAAUAGCUGCAUUAACGCGCAGUCAAGAAUCAAAUGCUCUGUCCCCGGAUUUGUUCAAAAACAUACAAGGUUUGAUGUCACUGUUCCAAACGGUACAAGAAAUGCAAGAACAAUUGAAGCAAGUCCACGAGACAGCUUUGCAGCUAGCUUCUGAAAAAGAAGAUAGACUACACAAUAUGAAUGCACUAUUAGAGCAAAUAGAAUUGCUUAAAACCAUUAAACUGGACCGAGAAGACAUGGUAGAAGCGAUGGCGGAUAAGGCGGACCUGCGUAUGCUCGCGCGCAAAGUUUCACGCGACCAAUUCGAGCUCGCGUGUGAUGAUCUAUCUCGUGGGUUGGAGCACGCACUUGGAAAACUUACUUUGCAGGAAUCAUUAUGGCAACAAGCUCUGGACGACAUCCAACGUGAAAUCGAGAUGAAACUAGAUAAGAUGGAACUGUCACCAGUGAAAGACUUCUUCAACAACAAACUAAGACAACUUCAAGAAAAUCUCAAACAAAUGGCUGCGUUACGAAGAGAGGCUGAGGCAGCAGGCACCAAGAGAAAAUUGUUGAGAGACGUAAACUGCAUAUCAUGUGAUGCAAGAGCCGUUAUGGCGAUGGAGGCCGCCUCCAAUGUGCCAGUCAGCAAACCAAUGCCAGCCAAUCUUUCCAUGAAACCGUAUUUAAGCUAUGAACUAGACGCAAUUCGCAAGACCCAAGCCACCAACCUACCACAACGGAAUAUGAGAGAUUGGGAGAAUAUCGAAAAACAAAUGGACCAAAAGAAAGUCCCGCCCAAACCUAAAUCGGAAUCGGACAAACAUCUAUGUAACCGAUAUUGCGGUGGUUCGCACACAACAACGACAGCUGCUCAACGCGUGGCACGUCUUGGGCACUUUAUGAAGCAGUGGGGACCAGAUGUAGUGCCACUGACUUCUGGUCUGGCUGCUGGGGACGAUGGAAGGAUGUACAAAGUUGCUACUGGCGAAGGAGCAAAUGUAGGACCAGGUGGAGCAAUAGACGCCACUUGUACCCCAAGGAUGAAGAAGCUAGACCCGUCAACGCCUAAGUCGCCACAGAAGCCAGCUAAUGUCAAUCCCGAAUGCCGCUGUCUCGAAGGAGAUCGUGGCGCUAAGGGAUGA
Messenger RNA from Pieris macdunnoughi, 2238 nucleotides. The record is from the annotation of a GenBank genome assembly. NCBI's taxonomy places the organism in Eukaryota, Metazoa, Arthropoda, Insecta, Lepidoptera, Pieridae.